Molecule: messenger RNA, 5711 nt
Organism: Ornithorhynchus anatinus (platypus)
Lineage: Eukaryota; Metazoa; Chordata; Mammalia; Monotremata; Ornithorhynchidae
Gene: RP1
Product: RP1 axonemal microtubule associated
Exons: 30
Coding region: 2-4183 (1393 amino acids)
Biological process (GO): intracellular signal transduction
Molecular function (GO): protein binding
Source: RefSeq, a predicted model, not a curated record
AAUGAGUGAAACCCCUUCUUCUAGUUUUUCAAUGAUUCACCCGACCUCUUCAGAAAGCGGCCAGACUUUCUCCCCUCGCCACUUCAGCAUCAUUGACCCCGUUGUGGCCAAAAGAAUUUGUUUCUAUAAAAGCGGAGACCCCCAGUUCAAUGGAAUCAAGAUGGUGGUCAACCAUCGCUCCAUUAAGACAUUCGAUGCCUUGCUUGACAACUUGUCCAGGAAGAUCCCCUUACCCUUUGGAGUGAGGAACAUCAGCACACCCCGGGGUCUCCACAGCAUCACCAACCUGGAAGAGUUAGAGGAUGGCAAAUCUUACAUUUGCUCUCACCGAAGGAAGAUGAAGCCCGUCAACUUGGAGCAGGCCAGUAGGAAGCCCUUGCCCUGGCAGAGCAGCAGGCCCAUCAGUGCCCGACACCGGGCCGCCCAGAUGGCCAGGCAGAACCGAGUUGGCGCUGCUCAGUGGAUGGCGCCAGUGGCUAUCCGGACUCCCAAAAGGAUCACGGUUUUCAAAAAUGGUGACAUGAGGACCAGGUGCACUGUUCUUCUGAGUAGGAAGGUCACUCAGAGCUUUGAGGCCUUUUUGGAUCAUCUGACAGAACUCCUGCAGUACCCGGUGGUGAGGUUGUACGCUGUCGACGGAAGGAAGGUUGCUAAUCUACAAGCAGUGUUCCUGACCGUUGGAGCUUUAGUGGCAGCCGGAAGGGAGCCAUUCAAACCAGGCCAUUAUGAUCUCCAGCUACAUUCGAUUCCUUCUCGAUUUUCAACUGGCUCCAGCCCUGUGGUCCCCAGAGCAAAUGCUAAUCCAGGAGGGAGAAAAAGUAGGAUCUUCUCAUUCUGCAAAUGGAAAGUGUCGAUCAUCACCAGUGAACUGCCCCAUGCAGGAACCAGCUCCCGGAUUUAUAUUGUGCUUUAUGGCUCUCACAGAAGCUCUGGGCCUAUCUUCCUUUAUCGUGCCGAUGAGGAUCUGUUUCAAGAAGGCCAUGAAGACACCUUCACUAUUAACCCUGGAGAUGUUGGCGAGCUCUACAAGAUUCGCGUUGGCCACAGUAACUCUGGCCCUUCUCCUGGCUGGCACUGUAAGGAGAUACAGCUACUGAACCUGCUUUCAGGGGAACAGUUCAAUAUUCCUGCUCACCGCUGGCUGGCACAGAAUCAGGAGGAUGGGGAAAUCUGUCGGGAAUUUCCAAUUUCAAGACAGGGACAACCAGAUCUUCCAGUGACUAGGUACGAGGUGCUCGUGACAACUGGGGAACUGUGGAAUGCUGGGACAGAAGCCAGUGUCUUCAUUUCCAUCUAUGGAGAAAAGGGAGACACAGGAUCCAGGAAGCUGUUUAGAUCAAAGAAUCCCAAGGCAUUUCUGAAAGGACAAACGGACAUCUUCUCCCUCGAAGCUGUAUACCUUGGGUAUUUGUAUAAUCUGGUUAUCGCCCAUGAUGGACUUGGCUCAGGAAAUGGAUGGUUCCUAGAUGAAGUUGUAAUCAAAGAUCCUAUUGCAGACCUUGACUACACCUUCUUGUGUCACAGGUGGCUGGAUCAAGGAGAGGAUGAUGGGAAAAUUGUAAGAAAACUGUACCCCACUGAUAACGGCUCCCUCCCUUCGAGGCAAGAGUUGGAACUCAAAAGAAAAGAAACUUGGGCCGCUGAGGGCUGGAAGCUGAAGGAAGGCAACAUUCUUCAGUUUUACAGCAAGCUCACUGGAGGCUUCAUCCGUCUCCAUCCAGAUGGCACCGUGGAUGCCCUCGGGGAAAAGACAGAUCCAUUUGGCCUUUUUGAUGUAACUGUCAAACGAGAAAACAUAUACAUUUUCCACAGUCAUCAGUUGCGACAUCUUUCUCUUGCCCUUGACAAUGGCACUGUCACAGGAGUGGCCAGCAGUGAGUCUAAAUGUGAACUACAGAUCCUCCAUCGGUCAAAUCGCUGUGCAGUUCUGGAAUCUGUCAAAGAUCCCAGACAGAUGGUUACAUUCAACCCUCAGGGCAGAGUAACAGAUGAAUCAGUGGGCUCUGUGGAACUUUCGAGAGAAUUUAUGAUCCAUGUUAAGGGUGUGUUCCACAGUGGUGCAGUGAUCCUGCUUGCGACAAGUCUAUGCCAGGCUCUGUGCCUCAGAACUGACGGGAGCUGCAACGGAGUGGGACAUCAGUCAGAAGAAUCUUACUGGAAAGUGCAUAAAAUCAGCUCUGGGGUUUGCAUGUUUGAAAGUGUGAAAAAUCCAAGAAAAUAUCUGAGGAUCUUGGAUGGCCGUUGUGAUGGAACAGGCACAGGGGACCUCGACUGCCACUUUAAAAUCGAGAAGAAGUUAGCAAGUGGAUCUGUAAGUCUUGAAUCAGUGGAAAACAGAGGGCUGUUCGUGGGACUUCUUCCGGAUGGGCAGGCCAAACCGCUUGUUUAUACUGAAGACAGAAAUAUUUUGUUCUACCCACAAGUCAUCCAAUUUGGCAGGGAAAAACCAAUGGGAACAUCAGCUACCCCCAGCCAGCAAGGGGAGGCGGAGCACAGAAGAACCAAGCCUCAAGUGGAAACAACGCAGAAGUCCGUGGCCGCAAACCUCUCCAAACCAGUCUCUCCACUGCCAGCGGAAAUAAAAACGUCCCAGCAAAGCAAGAGUCCCCUUCUCUUCGAGGACACAUGGAAGGUGUCGGUCCUGACAGGAGACACAGGAACUCAAGCCAACGUCUCCCUCUGGGUCUAUGGAGACAAAGGAGCUGUCGGACCGAUAACUCUUAGCAAGGACAACCAAGAACAGCUGUUUCUUCCGAGGCAGGAGGAUGAAUUUCAGAUCAAGAUAAAAAAUGUUGGUGAGCUCUAUAAGAUAAGAAUAGGACAUGAUGGAACCAGUGGCCAACCCGAAUGGAAGUUAGAAAAGGUUACCAUGGAGCACCUAGGGAUGAGCAGCACCCUAUACUUUGAAGCAAACAAGUGGUUAUCUAGAACCUGUGGUGAUGGGGACAUCAUCUGUGAGCUCCCUGUAGAGCGUGAAGGAAAACCAAUUCUUCCAAUGGUGAAGUACUGUGUUUAUGUCCACACUGGCCAAAUGAAGCAAGCAGAAACCAAAUCCUCAGUUUACCUAUGUAUCUACGGAGAGAGAGGCGACUCAGGCCUAAGACUUCUGCACAAAUCUGACAUGCCCAUAAAAUUUCAGCGAGGACAGAUUGAUAUGUUUCACGUCGAAGCAGUGUCUCUUGGCAAACUGAAGAAGGUGCUGUUGCACUGUGAGGCCAGUGAGCCAUCCCAGUACUGGUACUGUGCUAAAGUCAUCGUCGGAGAGCUGGAGAAGGAAGGAGAGUCGGUCUUCAACUGCGAACGGUGGCUUCCCUAUAUGUCCCAAGGCAUAAUUCAAUCAGAAAUUGAACUCUUUCUUCAAGAAAUGCAAAUAAAUCAUCAGCCUAAAACGCAAGAGGAAGCGAAUGAGGGAGACUGGAAGAUAACUGUAGUGACUGGAGAUUUUGAGCAGGCCGGCACCACGGCCACCGUGUCCCUUUAUACCUAUGGAGAAAAAAAGGCUUCAGGUCCUAUUAUUUUGGGAUCUGGGAAACAUCAACUCUUUAAUCCCAACAGCGCAGACACAUUCAAGGUUAACUUUAAAGAUCUUGGCGAACUGUAUAAAAUCCGCAUUGGACAUGAUAAUAGGGGUAAGGAUCCUGGUUGGUAUCUGGAAGAGGUUCGACUGGAAGAAAUAGCUACACAUCAAUUGUUCUUCUUACCGGUGGAUUGCUGGAUAGAUGAGAAUGAAAAAGGUGGUGGUACAUGGAAAGAAAUUGCCAUUCCAAGACUUAACCAGGAGCCUUUGCCAUUGGUGGAUUAUGAAGUCCACGUGUACACUGGCUCCACACUAGGUGCCGAAACAGACGCUAAUGUGUCCAUUAAUGUCAUUGGAACUAGAGGAGAUGCUGGGAUGCGGAAACUUCAUCAUUCCAAGAAUAACAAAGUCAAGUUCCAACAUGGUCAGGUUGAUAUCUUUGGUAUUCAGGCUGUAUCUCUUGGAGAGCUGAAGAAAGUUCUGGUUGGUCAUGAUGGAACUGGUCCAGGAAAUGGAUGGUUUCUGGAAAAGAUUGUUAUCAGAUUUAAAGAGAAACAAGAUGAACAAGAAGUUGUAUUUCCUUGUAAUAGGUGGCUCGAUGAAUACCAGGAUGAUGGGAAGAUUGAGCGGGAGUUGCCAGCAGGAAAAUCUACUCAAGACCAAUGAAGCAACACAUCUGCACUGACACUGGCAACCCAAAUGCUGGGAGAUAGAGAUAUUGCUUGUUGGAUGAUAAACCAAGUCCUCUGCAAACCAUCAGAAGUGCCGCACCUUGAAGGGACACAUGUCAGGACUAUAUUUUGGAUAUCUCAUCGGUUCUGCCCUUGCAGACUUCACCAUUUUCAGCUUGAUUUCUUCCUUUCGCCUAAAAGUUGAUAUUUAUUUUGCUCUUUUCUAGCUAACCAUCGUAGAGAUGGUCGGCAUCUCUCCUUGCCUUUUGAGAUUUUUUUUUUCAAAUUUACUAGCAUUCAUAUUCUACGGCUUCUCGAUGAUUUUUAAAGAGAUGAAUAGGAAAGGUUAAACAGGAAAGAAAAUCUAAAAUAAAUACUGGCAUAAAGUCAGGCAGGUGAUCAGGUUUACUGAAAUUUGUCUUAAAAAUAAAAGGCUGGCCAAGCAGAGCACUAAAAAGGAAGUCUCUGAAGAGACUGUCAGGGCUUUGCUGUUGGACAAUCCCUAAGGUAAAAGCAAAAUUCCCGCAGAUCUCAUCUGCUAGGACUUAUAAGCAAAUGUCAAUAUAAAAAAGGCCUCCUCCCACCCGCAAUUCUUACCUCCCUCAUGCUAUCACAUACGUUUAGCUUGAGGUCUAAUUAUUGGUGAUUUUUGAGCUUCAGCAGGAAGCAGUGAGGGUUUCUGAGGAAUUAGUUGUAAUGGUAUUUACUGAAUGCUUACUUAAGUGCACCGCUAGGGAAGGUACAACAGAAGCAAAAGACAUGUUCCUCACCCAAAAGGACCAUACAUCUUAAUAGACAAGACGGGUAUAAAAAUAUUUACAACCACUGAAAUCAGAGUCAAUGAAUUGGUUAUCCAAUCGAAUAUACCAACGUGCACAAGUUCUGGGGUUGAGUUCAAAUAGAUUCAUAAGUUCAAGAGAUGACUAAUGGUCAAUACAACUCAGGGUGGGGAAAAUGAGUCAGGAAAAGUUUGUUGGAGGAGGUGGGAAUUCACAAGGAGUAUUCACCCAGAGUGGGACAACCUGCCCAGCAGCUCCAAAAGAGCCUGCUGAGUCAAUGACUCUCAGGGCUGAGUCCAAAGCCAUCUUUUAAGCUGAGCUAUCGCAUCCUUCGUGACAAAAUGGCUCGAGUGGCACAGACUAAACCCGACCUAGGUUUUUCUGGUGAUUGAUUUUACUGUUUUACAUUGCAAAUAGGGUACCCUUAUUUUUUCCGUAAAUCACAGAAUCCGUAGAUAAUAAAUGACAAAGGAAGCCGAGUGGCCAAAAAAGCAACAUGUUUGCACCACAGCAGAAGGGGAGUGUAGGAUGCCAAACACCAGAGCAAAUCAUCAAGCAUAUUCUUAGAGAAAGUGAUUUUAAAUCACUAUAUUGUGUUCUGCUAGGGCACCUCAGCGAUAAAAUGUUCAGUGCCAUGUCACUGUCAGAGAAUCAGCACUCUUUGUACAUUAAGAGUGGUAACCUACUCUGUUCUCCAGCUUUGAGUGAUAGCAGAGACUGGGUUUUUAACCAAUCAGUCAAUCA